Molecule: messenger RNA, 810 nt
Organism: Sorghum bicolor (sorghum)
Lineage: Eukaryota; Viridiplantae; Streptophyta; Magnoliopsida; Poales; Poaceae
Exons: 4
Coding region: 1-567 (188 amino acids)
Source: RefSeq, a predicted model, not a curated record
AUGGCGGACGCAGUGAUCAGAAGCGGCACCACUGACGCGAAGGUCGCAGCGAGCAGCAGAGCAGGACGUGGCAAGCUGUACCACGUCACGUUCAAUACAUACGGCCAUCACGCCAAGCAAGGUGAGCUUUCAAAUACUAAUCAGCAGUCAUGGUCCGUGGUUGCUGCCGGCGUCCCUUGCGGUGCUAAUCAGCCACCCGGACGAGCCAGAGGACAGCAUCUCGCAAGGCUGCGGGGGCAUCAAAGGAGGAAGGUGCAGCAAGACGAACCGAAAGAUCUGAAAUGUGACCAAAGGAGAAGGUGUAGCAAAAGAAACCAAAAGGUUAGAGGAUUUCACUUCCCUGAUUGCUCCAAUGAAGGAGGAAGUUGCCAAGUUUUGGAAGGAGACAACCAAGAGGACGAACCAGUGGAGGAUGAGGAAGUUGAUUCUUCUGAUGCAACCAUAGGGUCUGCAGCUAUUUUGGUUAAGAGCUGCAAUGAUCCUAACAUGGACCAACUGGUGCUUGUUAUGGAGGAACAGUCCAUAAAAAUACAGCUUUUGCAUAAUAGAAGGCCUCAAAAGAAUUGAGGGCCUUGUGUUUGCAUAAUAGAAAGCUUGGAAAGUGUUGAGGACCUUGUGGUGCGGAGGAGGGUGUAUAGAUUUGAUGCUUAACCAUCCCUCCACAGCAAUGCCUCCGUUGGGGCGUUCUUUUUUUUGUUUGCCCUAUAUUGAACUUAAAAUUAUAUAUUUUCUUGUCCUACUCUAUGUGAAACAAAUGUGUGCAAUAACCUGUAGUAUUGCCGUGGUUGUUGUUGAAUUAGAGUUGUGUGA